Messenger RNA from Centruroides sculpturatus (bark scorpion), 736 nucleotides. RefSeq lists its product as uncharacterized. NCBI's taxonomy places the organism in Eukaryota, Metazoa, Arthropoda, Arachnida, Scorpiones, Buthidae. The record is from RefSeq and is a predicted model, not a curated record.
UAGACUAUAAAGGUGGAAAUAUAGUGGGUAAAUCUCAUGACUCUGCUAAAUGUGCUAGUAGUGCAUUUGUUUUCAUGAAUCAAAGUUUGGAUUCACAGUACAAAGAUGUAUGCCACAUUCUUCCAGUUAAAUGCAUUCAGGCUAAUGUUCUUUUUGCAUUAAUAAGAGAUAUUAUUGUAAAACUAGAAUCACUUGGAUUUGAUGUUUUAGGUGUUGUUGCAGAUAAUAAUGCAAUUAAUAUAAAAGCAAUUUCUUUAUUUAGCAACCGUCCAGAUUUUAAGAUUAAAUGUGAUCAUCCAGUUCAAAAUCCAAAUGAAAGAUCAUUAUAUUAUUUAUGUGAUACAGUGCACCUGUAAUUAAAGUGUAUUAGAAAUAAUUGGUUCAAUAAAACAGAUGAAGCUCUGAACUUUCCAGAUUUCAGUGAAGAGUUGAAGGGAGGCAUUGCAUCUGUUAAAGCUUUAAAGAUGCUUCAUCUGUUAGAAAAAGACCAAUUAUUAAAAUAUGGUAGUGUUUUGUCACUAAAGUGCCUCUAUCCUACUUCUAUUGAAAGGCAGAAUGUGAAGUUGGCUAUUCAAAUAUUUAAUAAUAAUACAUCUGUAGCUUUGAGACAUAUGGGACCAAAAAACAGUAUUGAAGAAUGGGAAUCAACUGCCAUAUUUAUUGAAAUAAUAUAUCAGUGGUGGUGAAUGUGAAGACAUUUCUUAAAGGUCAGAGGCUAAGAAGUCCAUUACAAUAA